AUGUCGUUCCGUUUUGUUGCGCCAAUUCAUCCCCGUGAGCCCUCAAGCAGUGCACUCCCCAAGCGCACGAAGCGCUCGGCUGCUUGCACGGCUUGCAAGGCGAGACGGUCUCGGUGUGGCGGGGGAUUUCCCUGCGACAGGUGUCUCGAGAGCGGCAGCGAAUGCGUCUUCGCGGGUCUUGACCGGCGAAGAAAGUGUGCCCAGCGACGAAUGGAGCAGGAGCUCGACACGGUACAGAGACAGUUGGACGAAAUCGUUGAGGCGUUUGAUAACCGUGACUAUGAGAAGCUUGGAAAGAUAAUCGACAGGGUGAAGGAACUGCGUGCUGGGUAUGGCGAGGGCCGACGAGACCAGGAGAUCACGGGCAAUCGCGCAACUUCAGACGGGCUCCAGUCAGAUCCCAGAGCCCUCGGGGACACACGAAGAUGCAGCUCUCCGUCCUCCUCGUCCCCCUCGUCCGUCGGAUCACUCGACGAGGUCGAUACCCUGACCGAAGACCCGAACCGCACCGAGGAAAGCAGAGCAGCGGGGUAUAUUGGCAAAGAGUCUGAGAUAGCAUGGAUGCAGAAACUCGAGACCGAGGCUUGCAAGAUGGAAGGCGGACAGGAUAAGAUGACUGAGGAGUCUAUCGCGUCUAUGAGCUACCAUGUCGACAAUCUCUACCUCACCGAUCCAGCACCCGUUGAUCCCAGGCUCUUACCACCGCAGCCGUGGGCAGAGAGUCUCGUAAAAAUCUAUUUUGGCUCGAUCGCCCCGUCUUUCCCUCUCCUCAACAGGACACUGUUCAUGUCCCAGUUUGAGGCCGCUUAUUCUGGCUCGGCUUACCCCACCAGUAAAUGGCUGGCUGUGCUGAACCUGGUUUUUGCUAUUAGCGCAAAGUACUAUCAACUGGCCGAGCCUGUCGCUGGCAGGGACGUCGACGAUCGUAUCUUCCUAUCAAGAGCCUUGUCCCUCCGUUCACCGCAUCACCUAGUGCUUGACCAUGCAGACCUGCACCAGGUCCAGAUCGAUCUCUUACUGGCCAUCUACUACCUCGCCUCGGGCCAGGUGAACCGGUCAUGGCGGGUGAACGGCAGCGCCGCACGCUCGGCGCUCUGCCUGGGCCUGAAUCUCCGUGCAUUCAGCGAGCACAUCGAUCCAGUUUCGAAGGAAACAAGGACGCGUAUCUGGUGGGCCAUCUUCUCCCUUGAGCAUCUACUUUCUAGCAUGACCGGCCGCGUACCUUGUCUAGACCACCGUGCCAUGUCGCUGUAUCCGCCUGUCCCGUAUGACGAGGACGACUUCGACCAUCCUGAGCUGAAGACAAUCCUCGGAAUGACUGAACAGCGUGAAAAACGGCUCCAUUAUACAAUAUAUGCUACCAACGAGGAGCUAGCCAAACUCACUGCUUGGCUGCGAUCCAUAGAGCCGAACGGGUCUCUCUUCUUCUUUCACCUCGUCGACCUAUCGAUCAUUACCCAUGCCGCCGUGAUGGCCAUCUACAGCCUGCAAUCGACUCGAGAGAGUCACAGCGGCCUCGGCCAAUCCGAGAUCCCGCGCUACCAGUCGAUGCUCCAAUCGUGGGUCUCCAAUCUGCAUCCGGCGUUCGCAUUUACGGAUAAGGACAUGGAGCCCAGUCUCUCUCGGGACUCCCGCGCACAAGUUAGCCUGGCCUUAUCCUACUACAGCUCCCAGAUCAUCCUCAGUCGCCCGUGCCUCACGCGCCCAGACCUCAAAGAAGGGACAAAUAUCCGCUUCCCACGCUCGCGGUUCGGAAAUAACACCGCGAGAACGUGCAUCCACUCCGCCCUCUCGCUCAUCUCCGUCCUCCCCGACGAGCCAGAUACGACGUGGAUGCUGAAAAAGUCACCAUGGUGGUGCAUACUUCACUAUAUCAUGCAAGCGCUCACGGUGUUGUUGAUCCAGAUCUCCGUCGGCUUUGUCCCAGACGACGUCGGAAAGGGCAGAAAGAAAAAAGGCCACGAGGCCGAGGAAAGCAACCAAGACCGAAGCGAGGGGAUUGCACCCGAGGCCGUCUGGAAUGCGUCUAAGAAGGCUCUCCGCUGGCUCCAUUUCAUGGCGGACCUGGACCCGAGCUGGCACCGGGCUCAUGAGAUAAGCGAGGGGUUUCUAAGGCGGAUUGCGAAGGCGAAAGAUCUGAAUAUGGACUUUCUACCGGGGAUUCGACAGGAAUCCCAGAUGUCUGGCUUUGAUUACAGAGGGCCUGGGCAUGAGAUGGGCGGGGGUGGGAGUGCCAGAAAGCAAUCAUCGUCAUCUGGUCUGUUGCAUGAGGAACCCAUGAAUUGGGGCCCCGACUGUACUAUGUCCGAGGGAGAUUACGGACAAGAGCAUCAACAGCAUCCGUUUGUGUUGGAUCCAACCCUGUUCUCGGUGGUUUAG
Molecule: messenger RNA, 2379 nt
Organism: Aspergillus nidulans FGSC A4
Lineage: Eukaryota; Fungi; Ascomycota; Eurotiomycetes; Eurotiales; Aspergillaceae
Product: Zn(II)2Cys6 transcription factor
Exons: 4
Coding region: 1-2379 (792 amino acids)
Biological process (GO): regulation of transcription by RNA polymerase II; regulation of DNA-templated transcription; DNA-templated transcription
Cellular component (GO): nucleus
Molecular function (GO): DNA-binding transcription factor activity, RNA polymerase II-specific; zinc ion binding; DNA binding
Source: RefSeq, a predicted model, not a curated record